AUUUUGCCGGUUUAUCCGCGGACACUCGGUACGACCGUUCUCCUUCUCACCAAGUUGAAGAUUAUCAGGCAGAUUGGUACAGUAUCAAAGUGCAGUUCCGCACGUUACUAUGCAGAACAGAAUCGAAAUGUGAUUUGAUUCUGACUGUAAAUAUGAUCGCAAAUAUCGGAAGACUGCUGUCGCGGAUGUCACGAGAAAAUAUAGCAAGUGAAGAAAGCGACGGAGAUCUAAUAAAAGCCACGAAAACGACGUAUAAAAAAGCAACGUGCGGAAAUGCACGCAAGUGACGGAUUGUCAAUGGGUGUAACACGUUGCCGUGCACGUUGCUGACGUGAACACGAUAGAUGUUAUCAUUGUUAGAGUAUCUUUAUGACGUAUGACGCACAAUCUUCACAUCUGCAAGUGUGUCAGUGACACACGUCGAGACAUCAGACAAAAUCCAGCAACCUAAUUCUUGCUGAAUGAAACGUUAUCCAACUGUUGAUUACGUUGUCAGAGAGAAGUAGGUAGGCGGGAAUACACGGCAUGUACGAAAUGUGCGUGGAAAUCACACAGACGCUGACACCAUUCUUGUAAGACUUUUUUUUCUAGGAAGUUUGUGGAAUCUGUGCCAAGACGACUCAUCCUUUUCUUGACUGAUGCUUGAAAGAAGCAUUUUCUCGGAUGAUACGCAUUCGGAUAUUGAUGUUUGGCGGUGAACAGAAUAUAAAUAACGGAAAUGGCAGCAGUGUUAACAAGCUUGAUCGGCACGACUUCCGUUCUUGGACUUGGUUUGAUUCCACUUUUGGCCAUCGGUCUCACCGUGUACAGAUACAAUACCCUCGACCCAGAAUCGCAUCCGCAAAAUGCACGAGAGCUGCUACGAAUGUACGACUUUAUAGUGGUCGGAGGUGGCAGCGCGGGUGCCGUGAUGGCCUCGAGAUUGUCGGAGAUACCUACGUGGACGGUGCUACUCUUAGAAGCUGGUGAUGACGAGAAUGAAAUUUCGGACGUCCCUCUGCUUGCCGGAUACACUCAGCUCACAGAAUUCGAUUGGAAGUAUCAGACCUCACCACCCAGCAGCACGUCUGCUUAUUGUCUCGCCAUGAUAGGCGACAGGUGUAAUUGGCCACGCGGCAGAGUCCUCGGAGGAUGCAGCGUUCUCAACGCCAUGAUUUAUGUUCGUGGUAAUAGGCACGAUUACGACAGCUGGGCUCGAGCGGGUAACACGGGAUGGAGCUACGAAGAAGUGUUCCCUUAUUUCCUCAAGUCUGAAGACAAUCGUAAUCCGUAUUUAGCGAGAACGCCUUACCACGAGACAGGGGGUUACCUGACGGUGCAGGAGCCACCCUGGAAAUCUCCUCUGGCGAUCGCCUUUUUGCAGGCUGGUCAAGAGAUGGGCUAUGAAAAUCGCGACAUAAACGGGUUCAAUCAAACCGGCUUUAUGUUGACGCAAGCGACGAUUCGACGUGGCAGUCGAUGCUCGACGGCGAAGGCCUUCCUACGACCGGUGAAAAAUAGGCCGAACUUGCACAUAGCGAUGCACGCUCAAGCUCUGAGGGUGCUCUUUAACGCCGAGAAAAGAGCAACGGGCGUAGAAUUCCUUCGCGACGGCAAGCAGCAGAUCGUUAGAUGCAGAAGAGAAGUCAUCUUAUCCGCCGGCGCGAUUAAUUCGCCUCAGUUGCUCAUGCUGUCCGGGAUCGGUCCCAGCGAGCACUUGACCGAGUUCGGUAUACCAGUGAUAUCUAAUCUACGAGUCGGGGAUAAUCUUCAGGACCAUGUGGGCCUUGGCGGGCUGACAUUUCUGGUGAACGAGUCGAUCACCCUGAUGAAAGAACGAUUUCAAACUGUCUCGGUCAUGUUCGAAUACAUCGCCAAGGAGCGAGGACCUCUGACCACUCCGGGAGUCGAGGCGCUAGCCUUUCUUAAUACCAAGUACGCUAACAAGUCCGGCGACUAUCCGGACGUGCAGUUUCACUUCGCGUCAAGUUCCAUUAAUUCCGAUGGCGAACAAAUAAAAAAGAUUCUCGGUCUGCGAGAUCGUGUGUACAACAUCAUGUACAAGCCCUUGCACGGCGUCGAGACCUGGUCGAUCCUACCGCUUCUACUGCGGCCCAAGAGCACAGGUUGGAUCAGGUUGAAGAGCAAAAACCCCUUAAUUCAGCCGGACAUCAAUCCUAAUUACUUUACGCGUAAGGAGGACAUGGACGUUCUCGUGGAGGGGAUCAGGUUGGCGAUGCGGGUAUCCAAUACCAGCGCGUUUCAGCGAUUCGGCUCGAGACCUCACACGAUUCGUAUGCCGGGCUGUUACAAAUAUCCGUUCGAUACGUACGAGUAUUGGGAGUGUGCCGUACGACACUUCACCUUCACGAUUUACCAUCCGACGAGUACCUGCAAGAUGGGACCGCGGAGCGAUCUCACGGCCGUCGUGGAUCCGCGAUUGAGAGUUUACGGAGUAAAAGGACUCAGAGUCGCUGAUGCUUCUGUAAUGCCGACCAUUGUCAGUGGCAAUCCAAAUGCGCCGAUUAUCAUGAUCGGCGAGAAAGCCAGUGACAUUAUCAAGGAAGAUUGGCGGGUGAAGGAAAAGCCAAGUGCCGGACGUAGAUGACGGACGGACGUCGAAUAGAUUUAGGACGUAUAAGUGUGUGUGUGUGUGUGUGUGUCUGUGUGUGUGUGUGUAUCUCAUAGCAUCUCUGAAUAUAACCGAAAUUUCACGUGUAUGAGGAAUGGCUACUAAACUUUCUACCUUUUACUCUCUUUCUUUUCAUAACACAUUUUUAUAAUAUCAUGUUUCUUUUUAGCUUUUUUAUCGCGAGCUCGAUUCACGUGUACGUUUCAUCUUCUUUUUUACGCAAAUUCGAUAAAAGCAUCUCUGUCAACAUUCAAUAUAAUAAUAUUUCAUAUAGGAGCCAGUGAUUGAUAGAUAAGGAAGCAUUUAUAUAUAUAAUAAAAAAAGUAAAUAUCCUAAGAUUAAAGAUUAAUGCUUAUGAGAUAUGUAUCGAUUGUACGAGUGUGAUAUGUCUCUUCUUAUUAGACACUUAUAAACUUAUAUAUAACGAGCGAUUUCAUCGACAGACAGAGGGAGAGAGAGUUGGGGGAAUGUAAUAUGUUAUGUACAUAUAUUAGAAUGUCAGAAACAUCGAAUGUUUCAAAGUCAUUGAACUAGAAAUUUUUACGACAUUGGAGUGGCAGUGCCAUUCUAUGUAAAAUAAUGUAAAAACAUUAAU
Molecule: messenger RNA, 3206 nt
Organism: Temnothorax curvispinosus
Lineage: Eukaryota; Metazoa; Arthropoda; Insecta; Hymenoptera; Formicidae
Product: glucose dehydrogenase [FAD, quinone]-like
Exons: 4
Coding region: 719-2587 (622 amino acids)
Molecular function (GO): oxidoreductase activity, acting on CH-OH group of donors; flavin adenine dinucleotide binding
Source: RefSeq, a predicted model, not a curated record